Messenger RNA from Adineta steineri, 1020 nucleotides. Lineage: Eukaryota; Metazoa; Rotifera; Eurotatoria; Adinetida; Adinetidae. The record is from the annotation of a GenBank genome assembly.
AUGGCAACUUCAAUAACACCAAAAUUAAUUUUUCCAGAAGAUAAAUCAACUAACGAUACAAAUGAUAUUUGUAAUUCAUCAAUAUCUUCUUCGACAAUACUCCCUACAAUAAAUGAAACAGCAACAAAAAGAUUAACAAAAAUUCUUUCAACUCAAUCAAGUUUCGAUCGUCAUCAUCCAUCACAUCGAAUAGCUAAACGUUUUUCAAUUGAUGCUGAUCCAUCAGCAGUUAUCUUAAAUACUCCUGUAACUGAUCUUUCUAAUAAUCCAUUACAACAACCAUCAACACCCGAUAUUGACGAAUUACCAUCAACAGUUACAUCAAUAAAUUCUCUGGAUAAAGAACCAUUAGCAAUUCGAUCACCAUCAUUAAAAAAAAGUGAUAGUUUCUUAGAAAUUCCUUAUGAAAAAGGCGAAAUAGUUGAUUUAAUUAAAUUGGCUGAUGAUCCAGAUGCUGUAGCACAUGUUACAAAUGAUGGUCAGGAAGUUUUACUUGAACAUGGAGCUAUUUCUUAUGAUGCAAUCAAUACAGAAAAAGAAAAAUCUCGUGAAGCUCGUAAUGCUUUCAUAUCAAAUCGUCUUUUGCCUGGGGUAUAUUUUGCUUUUAUAACUGCAUGUGGAUUAUUAGGUGGUUUUGGUUUUGCACUUGGUCGAACAAAAAAACGUGAAACAACAGCUAAACUUACACGACAAGCUAAUGCAACACAGAUAUUUGAUGAUGGAAAUCGUUUAGCCGUGAGAGCUCUACGUCGUGCAUCAAUAUAUAGUGUAACUGGUGUUCUUUCAUUUACAUGUUUUUUAUGGUUAAUUAGUGGAAGACCAAAUUCAUUUGAAGAAUUUCGUUUACGAAUUGGUUCAUCGUUACCAUCGAUAAAAAGCAAAAAAUCUAAAGGAGAAACAGAAGAACAAGGAAGAACUGAAUUUGAAAGUUUAACAGAAUUCAUGCAGUAUUUAUCUGAUGAAGAUAAAAAAUUGAAAGAGAAAAAAAAAGAAUUAUCAAAAAAUAUCAAAGAUAUUUAG